Molecule: messenger RNA, 1227 nt
Organism: Nematolebias whitei (Rio pearlfish)
Lineage: Eukaryota; Metazoa; Chordata; Actinopteri; Cyprinodontiformes; Rivulidae
Gene: cblc
Product: Cbl proto-oncogene C, E3 ubiquitin protein ligase
Exons: 10
Coding region: 1-1227 (408 amino acids)
Biological process (GO): negative regulation of epidermal growth factor-activated receptor activity; cell surface receptor signaling pathway
Cellular component (GO): membrane raft; plasma membrane
Molecular function (GO): calcium ion binding; receptor tyrosine kinase binding; phosphotyrosine residue binding
Source: RefSeq, a predicted model, not a curated record
AUGGGGCAGAGGAGGAAUCUGACCAAACUGUCCUUGCUGUUCAGUCACAUGCUGUGGGAGCUGAAAGCGAUGUUUCCAAGGGGAUAUUUUCAAGGUGACACUUACAGGUUAAAGAAAACUGAGGCUGAGCAGUUUUGGAGGCGUUGCUUUGACACCACGUGUAUAGUGCAAUGGAAAAUGUUCAAAGAACAGCUGAAAAGCGUGCAUCAUUUCGAGGAAGGGAUGGAGUCCAUGGCUCUGAAAUCAACUAUUGAUCUUACCUGCAACGAUCACGUCUCAGUGUUUGAGUUUGACAUCUUCACAAGACUCUUCCAGCCCUGGAGGUCUCUCAUAAAGAACUGGAACUACCUAGCAGUGACCCAUCCAGGCUACAUGGCCUUCAUCACAUAUGACCAGGCUGUAGCUCGACUGGAACAUUACCUGCACAGACCCGGGAGCUACAUUUUUCGCCUUAGCUGCACAAGAAUGGGUCAGUGGGCAAUCGGUCAUGUCACCCCUGAAGGGGACAUCAUCCAGACCAUUCCCCAGAACACACCUCUCUUCCAGGCGCUCACUCUGGGCUUCAAGGAGAACUGCUACCUUUACCCAGACGGCCGCGAUGUGAUCCCCGACCUGACAAGCUUGUGCGAGCCUGCCAACAAGGAAAAAGUCCAAGUUUCAGAAGAGCAGUAUGAGCUUUACUGUGAGAUUGGCAGCACUUUCCAGCUGUGUAAGAUCUGCACGGAGAGAGAUAAAGACAUUCGCAUUCACCCCUGUGGACAUCUCCUGUGUCGACCCUGUCUCACAGGUUGGAAGAAAUCAGCUGGUCACACCUGCCCUUACUGUCGCUGCGACAUCAAGGGGACGGAGUCCGUCCUCAUCGAGCCCUACCUGAAGGGCAGCCAUCGGUGGGAGGAUGAGGACAGCGAAGAUGAAGACGAAGACCACGAGGACAUUGAGGUGGUGGUAAAGGAAAUGGCUGCACUGAGAAAGUUUUCAAGUUCAGACAGCCAAGUGCCCAGCUCUCACAUCAAAGCUCCACCACCGCUCCCCAGAAACGUUGCUGCCCCAAACUGCUCAUCUCCCUCGAGCCAAUCUCAAACAUCAGGACCUUCAAAUUUCACCCACUCUCGUUCUGUGCAGCAGCGUGGAUCGGCCCUUCUGGUCCUUUUUAUGAAAGAAGGCACAAAGAAAAAGAGAAAAGUGGAGCAAGGCCAAGAAAAGACAAAACUGGCUUGGGAGAAAUGA